AUGCAUCUAGAUCCCUCCGUCUCUGCCGCCUCUUCGGCGUCUUCCCCGUCCUUCCAUCUCAAGGACGCGCGCAACCUGCGUGACAAUUCACGCCGCGCCCCGGAGCUGUUCUUGUCUUCCCCCUCCUCAAGGGAAUCGAGCCCAUCGGAUAUUGGCUCUCCCUCCCAGCAAUUUUCCCCGAGUAUCACUCUCGAUCCCCCGCCUUUGCCGUUCUUCUCGACAAGUCGCCGGCCCGUGGAAUCUUUGACUGCCUCUCCCGAGAACACCAGAGCCGAAAGCAGUGUCUACUAUACCACGGCCUGGGGGUCUCCGUAUGCCGCACCCAGUACACGUCGCCUUUCUCUGACUCUGAGCCAAUUCGCCGGUAUCGACCACGGAUCCGAGGCUAGCUCGCCCGCCCCUUCGGUCGCAAUCCCAGAGCUUCGCCGAACAAGCGUCGCAGUCAAUUCAGCCGAUCUUGACGAUCCAGCGGAAGAAGGAGGAGGCAAAUCGAUCCGGGAUUUCACCCAAGAUUGGAUUAAUCAGUAUCUCUCCGGUCAGCCGAGAACCGAGCGCAGCAACUGGUUGAGCGACGACUCUGGAAGCGAGGCGCCCUCGUUUUUCACCGCGAAGAAUCACCUUGCCGACGACCUUUCGGACGACUGGCUUGGUCUGGAGGAUAAUACGCGUGAUAACGACCUCCUGAAAACACCGACCCUAUCCGAUUUCGUGGGUCGAAGAGCUGCUGCUCGUACCAAAGGGAAGAAAACCGUGCACAAGCGCACCGACACUUUGCGCCAGGAAGAUUUUUGGGGUUUUGCAUACGAUAAAGAACCGUCUAAAAACAUCAUGUCGGAUACCAAGGAAUCUCAUCCUCCCGGCGAGGUGAUAUUUGAUGCCGAAUCGCCGACAGAGAAGCCCCUGCCGCCUCCUCCGUCAAGUAGCGUGGAGGUAGAGGAGAAUACAAAGACUGGCAUUUUAGAGGAGUUAAAACCUGAAGCCGUGAAUCGAUCGGCGGCUCAGACUCCCAGGAGAAGAAAGAAGCUUAAUUGGCGCGGGAAAGCAUGUAUCAUUGAGCUGCCUGCGGAUGAUAGACGUGGUACAGAGCAAUCCGGUAUCCACCUUUUGACCCCCGCCGAUGUCGAAGCUCGGAUGAAGAAGUGGGAGGAGGAUGGAUACGACACCCGCGGUUUCACCGUUGGUGAUUCGGUCGAUGAAUCUCAACCCGCUGUGCUUGGUGGUCUCAGCCGCGCCUUGUUCCCGGACCCAGCUGAGUUGUGGGAAGAAACUAGGGGCCAAAAGGCUCAUAUCCAAUUCCCUGACAAGGCCGUGUGGGAUGACUAUGUGAAUGAGCUUCAAGAGGCAAAGCUACGAGCUCUGGGUGUUGACUUUGGUCAGCCCGAGCCCCAGCCCUCUAUUUCACCAUCAAUCAAUGCUUCUCAAACGCCAUUCCCCGGCCUCGCAUCGCCACCUAUUCCAACCGCUUCGGCAGCGAGCAACCCUCUCGGUGGCAUUCAUCCAUUCUCCCCGCACUUUGGCCAGUCUACUGCAACUACGAGUGGUGGCAUUGGCUCCCUGGCAUCACCAGCUUCGCAAUUCAGCGUCCAGACCCCAUACAUGGGUAUGGACCAGAAUAUGAUGCCUGGAUUCCCCUUCCAAUUCCAGCCCACGCCCCCUGCACAAGGUACCAUGACCCCUCAAAGCUUGAUCAACCUCCGCCAAGCUAGCGGAUCUGGUGUCCCUGGAGCGCUCCACAACUUCAACUCGAUCAUGUCACCCGUGUCGCCAUUUAACGACCAGGGCGGUUUCCAUGGUGGUGGAUUUGAAGGAAAGAAUGAGUUUGAUGAGCAGUUCGCGAAUAUGGGUCAUGAACAAGGACUCCCAUACCAGACUCCUCAAACCCCCGUCAAUGCUCCAGACCACUUCCAUGCAUCAAAUGUUGAGAUCGCACACCCCACUCCCCGUGGUCAUGGCCAUAACCUGAGCGAAACUCUACAAAGAGGACUGGAGCAGAUGAGCCACAAUAAUUAUCACAUGGACCAAUCUGUUGAUCAUCAAUUGGAGGAGAAUGACCACGAUGCUGCUCACCAUGCACUCAAUGCCAACAUGCUCAAGUCUCACUGGGGUAUGCCGGAGCAUGAGCAACAUCAGAUGCAUGACCAGCACUCAUUCUCCCAACAGCCACACCAAUUCUACCAUGAGCAAUUCGGCCAGGGCAACAACCACCAUGAAGGCUCCGACAUCGACACCAACCCCAGCCUUGCUGGAACGCCCCAUACCCGCGGAGUUCUGCCAGAUCACGGCGCGUGGCAUGAUUCCAAGCCAAGCCACGAGUCAUUUGGCCAUCAAUCUAAGCUUUCAAAUUCGUCUCUUAACAUGGAGGCCAAGGAAUUCGACCCAACCGCAUCCUUUGGAUCCCAGCCCGCGCCAUUUGUCAACAGCGCUUUCCAGUUUGGUGGUAUGAAUCAAGGCUUUGGCUUUGCUGCUCCUCCUGCUGCCCCUUUUGCUCCCAAUGGCAUGAUGGGCGAUCAUAUCGAGCACAACCCGGCUCCCAAGCCAAGUGCAUUUAAAUUCUCCGCGGCAUCUUUCAACGUCGACGCUCCUGUUUUCAAUCCCGGUGCUAGUAUCACCUCCAACGCUAGCUCGGAGCAUCCAGGUGCCAAUCGGACAAAGAUCUUCGGCGACAUCGACCUCAAUGAGAUCUCGAAACCUUCAAAGGAGUCUAAGGCGAUUCCAAUUGUCCGACCCGAUGAAUCUGAAGCUGUGAACGCCGACGAAGACCAGGCCACUGAUAAGGACGGUGAUCGACCAGUUCCUACUGAUCGUCAUAAGCGUGCUCGUCGCGGAAUCGGCCAUGCUGAUGGUGAAGCUCGCUAUAGCAUUUCCACUCACCCCUUGGGUGAGACUGGUAACGCUCAAGCGUCGACUAUGCUUCAUCCGGUUGCUGAGGGCAAGGAGAACGCUUCGCCGGACGAGAAAACUAUUGAACGCCGGGGCACACCCAACAGCGAAGCUGAGACCUGGACUUUGUUCGAUUACAAGACCGAAGGUGCAGCUGCCAGAUCCCACACUGCAUCUCCGAUCCAGGCUGAACACGCCGAGGAGAACGAGAAGAAUGUUAAGCAACCCCAGCGCAAGCGCUCUGCAGAUGGUCUUCAGGUUGACUUCAAGGCUUCCCAGCACGGUCCUUCCGAUUCUAAGAGCUCCGUGAAGAGCACCACGUUGUCGGCAACGGCCAAGCCUUUCGAGUUCAAGCCAGCUGUUCCCAAUUUCUUCCCUACGACUGUCAAGCCUUCCAGCUUUGCAGAGCCCGAACCCCAGCCAGAGCAGCCCAAGUCCGUUGAGAAGACGAAGUCAAGUGGUGGUCUUAUGGCUUCUCGCUUCGCUACUGCCAGCCCACCAAAGGCUCAACAAGCAGUCCCCGAGCCAGAGAAGACACCUGCCCGUCAAAUGCACAAGGGAUUCCACUCCGAUUCUGGCGAUGAAUCUCUCGACGACGAUGAGCUGAACGCUGUCAUGGAUCAACUCAAUGACGACUCUGACGUCGGUAUCAUGCGACAGACCACUCCCAUGCCACGCCAGCUGAUUUCGGACUCCGCCCCCACAAAGGAACGCCAGUUCGGUCCUGCAGAGGGCCGAACCGAAGCUCCUAGCCCCAGCCCUGGCGGUGGUCCAAAGACACAUAAGCUCGAUAUUCCCAAUAUCCAUUCGGAUGGCGACGACCAGAGCAACUUCACCUUCUCUCCCCCCGAAGAGCAUUGUCUCUCUGAUUGGGAUGACAUGAUCUCCUCUGGUGAGGAUGAGAAGUUCUUCAACCGCAACCGCUUCUUCGACCGCCGCAUUAACGACAUUGUUGGUUCCACACUCGAUGAUCGUCUUAGUCCCAUGGAGCGUGCUCUGGCUGUUAUUCAAACUUCCGUGGCUACCAUCGCCUCUGGAUCUGCUAGCCGAAGAGCAAUUCGCAGCGUCUCCGGCGAUGUGGAACACAGCGAUGCCGACGAUGAAGAUGACGAGGAAGAGCGCGAAGUCACUGUCCGUGACCGUUCGCCUCACCACAUGCGUGAUCGUAAGCUGGAGAUGCUGAAGAGUGUUGUCACAGAGGCCCUGCUCACUCAUGAGCUGCCCCACCGCAAUUUCCAACACUCCAGCCACAGUGAAAUAGCACUUCUGAAGGAGAGCAUCGCCGAGCUGCAAGCUUUGACUAUCAAGAAGCUUGCUCAAGAUCCCGUCGGUGACAUGCGGGAGAUCCUCGAGGAAACUCUUGCCAGACAGCUUGCCCAGCAGACCCCUCGUCUGUCCGAGGCCGAAGAGAUUGGUGCCGACAGUUUGAUGAUGCAAAUCGACGGGCUGAAGAGCAUGCUGCGUCUCGCUGAUGAACGCGCCGAGGCUGAGUACAGAGCUCGUCGCGAGGCGUCGGACUCUGUUCUUGAGCUCCAGCGUCUUCUCAAGGUUGCUGAAGAGGAUGCUGCUCAACACAGCGCUGCCGCCGAGGAUGCUGAGACCCGGUUCCUGCAAUUCAAGGAGGAGAAGAUUCCUCACUUGGAGAAGAUGCAGUUCCGCACCGAGUCUCUCAGCGAAGAGAGUGAGACUCUCAAGGUCACGAUUGCUGAGCUUUCUUCUAAGAACAUUGCUCUCGAGGGAACUCUGGACGAGUACCGUGUUUCUAGCGACCACUUCCGCCGUCAGCUUGAGACCACUAAGGAUGAGAACAAGUCUCUCCAUGAGACUGUUGAUCACUUGAGAACUCGCAUCGAGGACAGCAUGGUUGCUCGCCAGAACAUUACUGAGAAGUUUGAUCGUCUCCAGCAUGAUAUGGUCACCGUUACAUCCGAUGUUACGACUGAGCAGGCCAACUUCCGCAGAAAGGAGGAAGAGCAACUUGCCAAAUACAAUGAGCUUCGUGCAUCGCACGCUCGGGAACUUAAGCUGCGUCAACAGCUUGAGCAGGAGGUUAUCGAUCUUGCUAAGCAAGAGAGGGAAUCUGCAAAGAUCAAGUUUAUCCACGAGCAAUCACAACACGAGAAACUCAAGCUUGAGGAGACCGUCGCAGCUCUGCGCGCUGAAAACCACGACUUGCAGAUUAAGGCUGCUCGCUUCGAGCGCGAGUUCAAUGAAGCUCGUGAAAGUAGCCGUGUGGAAAUCCAGCGCACGCGUACUGCCAUGGAGGCUGAUAUCGAAGCUUCCAAUAGCCAAGUCAACAUUGUCCGAGCUGAACUUGAGGCCCAGGUCAUUCGUCUUCAGACCCAGCUAGACGGUGUCAACAUGGAUGCUGAUACCUCCCGCGAGCGCUACGAGAUGCUCUUGGAAGAAGCCAACGAGGUCAGGUUGACUUCUCUAGCUGCUGCCAAGGAGUCCCGGGAACUUGCACUUGACGACCAGCGCAAGACCCACGAGCGUGUUCUCAACGAUCUCCGCGAACGCCACGCCCGUGCUCUGCACAACUCCUCUGAAGAUCGUGCUCGCGGCGAGGCCCAUAAUACAGACCGCCUCGCUCUCGCCAACGAAAAGAACAAGCAUCUGCAAGAGCGUGUCCAACAUCUCGAAGAGAAGGUCGAAAUCGCCCAGUCCGCCGCUCGCCAUGCCGCAGCCGCCGCCAAAGGCAAAGCACCAACCCCGAUCCCAACAGCACCAGCCCCAAGGCACGCACACUCGCCCUCCAUGACCUUCAACCAAGGCUCCAACGAGCCAGAACGCAUCUCCCCGCAGGCCCUCCGAGAAUCGAUCUUCGUCCUACAAGACCAGCUCCAACAACGCGAGACCCGCAUCGAAGAACUCGAAGCAGAAGUCGCCUCUGUCGACAAAGACGCACCCAACAAGAUCAAGGAAAAGGACACAGAGAUAACCUGGCUCCGCGAACUCCUCGGCGUCCGCAUCGACGACCUAACAGACAUAAUUAAGACAGUCUCCCAGCCAAACUUCAACCAACACGCCGUCCGCGACGCCGCAAUCCGCCUAAAAGCCAACCUGCAAAUGCAACAGCAAGAGCGCGAACGCGCACUAACAGGAGGCCACUCCUCGCCUCUCUCCCUCCCCUCAAUCUCAGACAUCGCCGCCUCACCCCGCGCCGCCUUGCCCCUCGCUGCGGCCGCGGCUUGGGGCAAUUGGCGCAAAUCCCGCGACGCGGCGAAUGGCUCGGCUGAGAAUACGCCGUCUAAAUCUAGCAAUGCAGGCGGAUUCCUCUCCGGGCUUUUGACGCCGCCUAGUUCGCAUGCGCGCUCUGCGCAUGCGCCGCAUGGGUCUGCGGCUGGGAGACCGGGUCGAGCUGCUCCAUCUCCGUCUACCUUUGAGACCCGGCCGUUGAGGGGACUCAAUUCUACGCCGCGCCGUGGGUCGACGCGUCAGGAGGUCCAGGCUCCGGUCGUUGAAUUGCCCAAGACACCCCUUUUGCUCCGUCGCUCGAGCUAUGAUCAUGACGCUGAGCCGGGGAAUUACGAGGAGGGCAGCUUUGCGGAUGAUGUUGAGAGUACGGUUGAUGGGGUUGUUUCUGAUUCGCCCAAGGAUGGACCGUUUGGGCCGCGGAUUACGUCUGAUGCGGAUGCGUUGGCUGAAAUCGGGGGUCUUGGUGAGGAUGAGGGUGAUGCUGAGGUCUUGGGCAUGGGUGAAUAUGAGGAUGAGGAUGAAGGCGAGGAGACGGAGACUGAGGUUGAAAAUGAGAUUCGGGCUCAGGCUGGGAUCUGA
This is a messenger RNA of Penicillium manginii, 6657 nucleotides long. RefSeq names its product putative myosin class II heavy chain (MHC). The coding region runs from base 1 to 6657 and encodes 2218 amino acids. Lineage: Eukaryota; Fungi; Ascomycota; Eurotiomycetes; Eurotiales; Aspergillaceae. The transcript has 3 exons. Gene Ontology annotation, cellular component: cytoskeleton. The record is from RefSeq and is a predicted model, not a curated record.